AGUUCAAUUCCAAUCAUCACUCCAGUAAAUGUAAAAUAUCCUCGAUGUGAUGGCUCUUAUUCUGAUCAAUCAUCAUACAAAUCCUACAAACCUCAGAAACAAGUAAAGUCAGAAAUCCCUUCAACACCUGAAUUAUUGAAGGGGUGGGACUAUGACCCUUCUUCAGAGAAAGUUGGGAAAGUUGUGAGGGUUAAGGAACCAGGUGAUGAUUAUGACGAUGAAGGUUUGGAGGACCUGAUUGAUAGGAUUGCUGAUCAUGGAGUUGAAUCAUCAUCUGACAAGGCUAAAAAAGAAGAGUAUGAUAAUGAAGCUGGUGUUGUUUCAUCUUCUACGCCUGGUUUGCAUGCUGUUCCUGUCAACAACCAUGGCAUAAUAUUAUGUCGAAGUUUGCAGCAUUAUAAUAGAUAUUUGAGUGAUCUGUCUCCUGACCAGAGGUUGCUGGUUGAUUAUCUAUUUUACAAUGAGUAUGAAGAUGUUGCAUAUAUGUCAUUGGAUACAGAUUCUGAGGAAGUGAAGAUGAAAAAUGACAUUAUGCAAAGUGAACUUACAAGUGAUCUCAUUGUGGAUUUUGAUAAUCCUCAUAGCAACUAUGCGGUUCAGCUGUACAAAUUCGACUUAAUUAGCAUGCCUCGUCAAGGUUGGCUGACAAGUGGAGUUAUUGACGGAUGCGCUUUCAUGUUCAAUAGGCAAGAAGAGGAAUCACCUUCUGCAACAAGGAGAUUUUGGUUUAAUAUUAUGCCUUUUAACUAUAUCAAUUGGUUGUGUGCUGAGAAGGUAAAAAAGGUUCAGUUUGAGAGUGAGAUUGCUGAAAAUGAGAUUAUUUUGAAGAACCUGGAGGGCACUAGGCAGUAUGAUCAGAAGUUUAAGGAAUGGGAAGAAAACAAGAAAAAGCUUAUUACAAAAGAUGAUGAUUUAUUCUACAAGAAAUGUAAGGAAGCUAUUUCUUCAUGGGUGAAAUCAUUUCCACGCAAUGAUAUUCGAGAAGCUGAACUGGUUAGUUGUAUUAUUGUUAACUAUUUUUUUAUUUGUUCAGUUAGUGUAAUUUUCUCUUUCAGUUAGUGUAUGUUACUUGUCAGUUAGUCCUAGUUUAUGUUUUCAGUUAGUGUAUGUUUUUAGUUCAGCUAGU
Beta vulgaris subsp. vulgaris (sugar beet) is the source of this 1126-nucleotide messenger RNA. RefSeq lists its product as uncharacterized. The record is from RefSeq and is a predicted model, not a curated record. NCBI's taxonomy places the organism in Eukaryota, Viridiplantae, Streptophyta, Magnoliopsida, Caryophyllales, Amaranthaceae. The coding region runs from base 484 to 1059 and encodes 191 amino acids. The transcript has 3 exons.